This is a messenger RNA of Cottoperca gobio, 1997 nucleotides long. It is a transcript of the gene cnot9, whose product is annotated as CCR4-NOT transcription complex subunit 9. The transcript is spliced from 8 exons. The record is from RefSeq and is a predicted model, not a curated record. The coding region runs from base 366 to 1265 and encodes 299 amino acids. Gene Ontology annotation, biological process: mRNA catabolic process. Gene Ontology annotation, cellular component: CCR4-NOT complex. NCBI's taxonomy places the organism in Eukaryota, Metazoa, Chordata, Actinopteri, Perciformes, Bovichtidae.
AUAUGUAUUAAGGUUGCCUCCAUUGCUAUCAAAAACUCGCCACUGGAUUAUGUUAUCUGAUCAGUAGCGUUCAAUUUUUAGCUCUCGAGGCUGUUAUCGAUACCGAUAAAUGAAACAUAUUAACGUUUUGUUAUCCUUGUAUCGCAAUGAAGUUACGUUGCUUGUAACGUCGAUGUUCGCGCGUAACUACUGGGUUCCAUUUGUCAAGACAUUGACGCUAGCAGCUAGCUUGGGCUAGCUGCCCGUACUGUGUGUUCGUUUCGUCAAGUUUGUUUCAUUGGAGCCACAUUAGUUUACCACUACACCACACUUCAGCUGCAACAAUAGUUUUAACAACACUUUGGGACCACAAAGAGCUUCAAAGAAUGCUGGCGACGGGAGCUGCUGUAACUAACGUCACAGCCCUGGCCCAGGUAGACCGGGAGAAGAUCUACCAAUGGAUCAAUGAGUUGUCCAGUCCAGAGACCAGAGAAAAUGCCUUGCUGGAGCUCAGCAAGAAACGCGAGUCUGUGCCAGACCUGGCACCAAUGCUCUGGCACUCCUGUGGCACUAUUGCUGCCCUGUUGCAGGAAAUAGUGAACAUCUAUCCAUCUAUAAACCCACCUACGCUUACAGCUCACCAGUCUAACAGAGUCUGCAAUGCCCUGGCACUUCUGCAGUGUGUUGCCUCACACCCGGAGACACGGUCAGCUUUUCUUGCCGCUCACAUCCCUCUUUUCCUUUACCCUUUUCUGCACACUGUGAGCAAAACACGUCCGUUUGAGUACCUGCGACUUACCAGCCUCGGAGUCAUAGGUGCCUUGGUCAAAACAGAUGAACAAGAAGUGAUUAACUUCCUCCUCACCACUGAAAUCAUCCCGCUGUGUCUCCGCAUCAUGGAAUCAGGGAGUGAGCUCUCCAAGACGGUUGCUACUUUCAUACUGCAGAAGAUCCUGUUGGAUGACACAGGGCUGGCCUACAUAUGUCAGACGUAUGAACGUUUCUCCCAUGUGGCCAUGAUCCUUGGCAAAAUGGUGCUCCAGCUUUCUAAAGAACCGUCAGCUCGCCUGCUGAAGCACGUUGUUCGCUGCUACCUUCGCCUCUCAGACAAUCUCCGAGCCAGAGAAGCCCUGCGCCAGUGUCUGCCAGACCAGCUGAAAGACAGCACCUUUGCCCAGGUGUUGAAAGACGACACCACCACAAAGCGCUGGCUGGCACAGUUGGUGAAGAACCUGCAGGAGGGCCAAGUCACCGACGCCAGAGGCAUCCCACUGGCUCCGCAGUGAUGAGGAACUAAGUGUGUGUUUACAGCUGACGCAGACGGACUCUCUCAUCACUGUCUCGAUUUUGUAUUUUGCCAAAUGUGGCGCUAAGACUGUCUGCAAAGGGAAGGACAUGAUAGAAGAUUUGCUUUUGGAUAGAUAAUUUACACCAGUUUUUUCUGCCAGUAUGUCACUUCACACAAGGUCACGACUUCAAAACUGAAAACCAGUUUUUUUUUAAAGAUCCAGACUGAUCGUAGAUUUUCAAAACCGAUACGGAUAACUGAUAUUUGAGAGUAACUUAAAUCCAAUAAUGAUAUAUUGGCUGUCUUCUUGUUUCUGACGUAAAUGUUUUUGGCAAAAUGAAAAAAAAUGUGUGAUUAAGAUGUUUUACAGAACAAGAACAUUAUUUUUUGAACAUUAACCUACACUGAACAUAAAUAACUAUUUGUAACAGACAAAUGAAUUACAUUUGAAAUAAGUCAUGUGCCAUAUGUACAUUAAACUGCAGCCUGUAAAACAUUUAUUGCUGCAGUUACCCACAUUGCAAUAUCUAUCUGGGUGUUUGUCAGCAUAUCAAUACUGAUCUAUCCACGAUAAGCCAGUAUCAGUUGUUUAUAUCAGCUCUUCCAAAAUAUCGGUCAGCUCUUGUCUUUUCCCGGUUAGCACUGUAACUUUCUGUAACAUUCCACUUCAAAGUAGGAACUGUUAUUUCUUUUGCUUCUUGCGUUUCCAAUAAGACUUUUUAAUCUUCUA